AUGCGCGAACCAAGACACACGUCGUCAACAUCGAUCGAACCGAACGAGCAAAUCCCCCAGAGCCUGCCUCUGAACGCCGACCUUAGUAUUACAAUGACACUUGAGAGCAAACCCCGGCGCUCUACAAAGAAGUACCGCGCGGUCAAGCGGCCCGACGGUAUCAUUGUCGAGCAUCCUCGGUAUCGACCAGCAGGCACGUCGCAGAAGCCCACAAGAAAUCCCGAACGGAACUUGGUCUCAUUAGAUCACGUCGGUACACAAGAAAAGCACACACAAGGAGCAGGUCCGAACAGUAUGGAGCACGACCUCAUGGGUAUAGGCAUUGGCAUGGACAUCUCUGUUCGCGCCAUGCCCGUCGAUGCUAUGGGCAGUGACAACUACACUAGACUGGGAAGAGGGAGGGGAGGAUACAACGAGGUUGCGCGCGAGCUCACAUCUGCUCAUAUCAUGGCAAAUGGGUGCAAACAGCAGUCCUAUGCCGACUUUAAUCCGAUGGCUCGCUUUCUUGGCGAGCAAGGGCCCUGGACAUGCGCUAUUGGCGCACUAUCCUACUCGCAUCGCGUCCCUAAGAAUGCGCCACCUCAAGUCAAAGACGAUCUUGCAGUCGUCGGCGCUCUUGGUUUCUGGACCCGAAGAUGGGAAUGGUGGAGCGAGCGACGCGACCAGUCCAAGACAGGAACCUUCUCUUUCCAUGCUGGACCGAACAUGAUUGUUGCGCUUUCAGGAGACAAAGGGCGCCAGCUGUUCUUCGAGUCGAAAGAUCUGGGCUUCACCGAAGGAUAUGCUGUGUUGUUCGGUAACUCGCCCAAAGUUUCCAGGACCAUUACCGCCGAGGAUAACAAUCUCAGCUUCAGCGCCAUGUUCCAUCGCCGUCUUAACUUCUUCUUGAAGAACGACCAAUUCCGUCGCAAGCUGCCUAUCUUGAUAUCCGACACAAAGCAAGCUCUCGAAGCCAUCAAGAAUGAGCCCAGUGGCCGCACCAAUCCCUUCGAGAGCCUGUACCGGGUCGUCUUCCGCCUCACCAUCCGCAUGGUAGGCGCUACUGAGAUUGCCGAAGACCCUCAGAUGCUAGAGGAGGUUCUCAAGAUGUUUGAGACGAUUGAAAGCAGCUCUACCGCUACGUCAGUCUUGUUCCCGAAGCUCCCUUCACCGGCUCUCUUGAAGCGGAACUGGGCAGGAGCGCAACUCUAUAUGAUGAUCGACAAAAUCAUCAAGAAGCGUGCGGCGAGCGACGAGAAGCACGAUGAUGCGCUGCAGUACUUGCUGGAUCAGGGUGAUCGCGCCGAGAGAGUCUCUCAGUUCGUCGUUGGGGCGUUGUUCGCUGGCCUACUCAACAGCGGUAUAAAUGUAGCCUGGGUAAUGUCCUAUCUCGCCACCUCACCCGAAUGGCUCGCCAAAGCGAACGACGAAGUCCGCAGUAAUGCGGCAAGGUACGCUAAGAACCCGAACGCACCCUUGCUCCAGCAGCUCGACGACGUACCUGUAGAGGCAUGGGAGGCCGAUUUCCCAAUCAUCGACAUGUGUCUACGAGACUCUCUACGUCUGAAUCUGCUCGGCACGGCCUUCAGGCGGAACAUCAGCGGCAAGAACAUACCCACGGGUAACGGCGACGAAGUCAUACCACCCGGCGCAUUCGUCACAUACGCCCCGGGCGACAUACACUACGAUCCAGAGAUCUAUCCCGACCCACAGAAGUGGGAUCCGGCUCGAUACAUGCCAGAUCGUGCGGAGGACAAGAAGAAGGCAGCACAUGGCUUCCUUGGUUGGGGGUCAGGACGGCAUCCGUGUUUGGGCAUGCGCUUUGCGAAACUCGAGCAGAAUAUCAUCACCGCGUACUUCAUUGCUACUUUUGACUUCAAACUUGAAGACGAGAGUGGCAAUGUGCUUACUGUCGCCCCUUUGGUUGACUGCAAUGGGCAUUCGGCGCAUAAGCCCAAGGAGCUGCAGUUUCUUAGGGUUACAACUAAAGAGACGUAG
This is a messenger RNA of Alternaria triticimaculans, 1977 nucleotides long. RefSeq lists its product as uncharacterized. Gene Ontology annotation, biological process: sterol metabolic process. Gene Ontology annotation, molecular function: heme binding; oxidoreductase activity, acting on paired donors, with incorporation or reduction of molecular oxygen; monooxygenase activity. Bases 1 to 1977 code for a protein of 658 amino acids. The transcript has 3 exons. The record is from RefSeq and is a predicted model, not a curated record. NCBI's taxonomy places the organism in Eukaryota, Fungi, Ascomycota, Dothideomycetes, Pleosporales, Pleosporaceae.